Balaenoptera musculus (blue whale) is the source of this 6501-nucleotide messenger RNA. RefSeq names its product family with sequence similarity 126 member A (gene HYCC1). The record is from RefSeq and is a predicted model, not a curated record. Lineage: Eukaryota; Metazoa; Chordata; Mammalia; Artiodactyla; Balaenopteridae. The transcript has 12 exons. Gene Ontology annotation, biological process: protein localization to plasma membrane; phosphatidylinositol phosphate biosynthetic process. Gene Ontology annotation, cellular component: plasma membrane. Bases 287 to 1546 code for a protein of 419 amino acids.
UGGGGCGGUGGCGGUUGGCUGCCUGGGGACGGGUCCCUGGUCUUGCCCGUCAGGGUAGCUGGCGGCCGGGGCGGCUCUCGGCACUGGGUUGUCAGUCCGUGAGCGGAGGGGGAAGAUGGCUCGCGGGGACCCGUUCUGCUAGGAAGAAGGGGGGCAGGUGGUGCUGCUUACUCGGGAGAAAGCAGAGCAGCCGCCGUCGCUGUCGCUGCGAGCCAGACAAGUCGAGGUUCUGGAGGUGGAGCCUGGAGAGCCGUUCUGGUUGAAGGUUUAGAACAGAUGUGGAAAGAUGUUCACUUCAGAGAAAGGGGUUGUGGAGGAAUGGUUGUCAGAGUUUAAGACACUACCAGAAACAUCUUUACCAAAUUAUGCUACAAAUUUGAAAGACAAGAGUUCUUUAGUUUCAUCUCUCUAUAAAGUUAUCCAGGAGCCACAAAGUGAGUUGCUAGAACCUGUCUGUCACCAGCUCUUUGAAUUCUAUCGUAGCGGAGAGGAACAGUUGCUUCGAUUUACACUGCAGUUUCUUCCAGAACUGAUUUGGUGCUACCUUGCCGUCUCAGCCAGCAGAAAUGUGCAUAGCAGUGGAUGCAUUGAAGCUCUUCUCCUAGGGGUUUACAAUUUGGAAAUAGUUGACAAACAGGGACAUAGCAAAGUAUUGAGUUUUACGAUUCCAUCUUUAUCCAAACCAUCUGUAUAUCAUGAGCCUUCCAGCAUUGGGUCCAUGGCUCUGACCGAGAGCGCCCUAUCCCAGCAUGGCUUGUCAAAAGUUGUGUACAGCGGACCUCACCCCCAAAGGGAGAUGCUGACAGCACAGAAUAGGUUUGAAGUGUUGACAUUCCUUUUGUUGUGUUACAAUGCUGCCCUAACUUAUAUGCCCCGUGUUUCUCUUCAAUCACUGUGUCAAAUUUGUUCAAGAAUCUGUGUUUGUGGAUAUCCUCGACAACAUGUAAGAAAAUACAAAGGUAUAAGUAGCAGGGUACCGGUUUCUUCAGGAUUCAUGGUGCAAAUGUUAACAGGAAUUUAUUUUGCCUUUUAUAAUGGAGAAUGGGAUCUAGCUCAGAAAGCAUUGGAUGAUAUUAUAUACAGAGCCCAGCUAGAAUUAUAUCCAGAGCCAUUGCUGGUUGCCAAUGCAAUACAGGCUUCGUUACCUCAUGGUGCCAUGAAAUCUAGUAAGGAGGGUACAAGGUGUAUUCAAGUUGAAAUCACACCAACUUCUUCCAGAAUAUCGAGAAAUGCAGUAACCAGCAUGUCAAUUAGAGGUCAUAGGUGGAAAAGACACGAGCAACCUGACAACAAUAAUGAUACUACUGAAUUGGGCAUCCUUGUCAUUCCUGAGAUUAGUGUCACAAAUGUGGCCGGAGAGAGGACCGGGAAUGGGGAAAAAGGCAGAACACUAGGAGAGAUUGAUGCUCAGCAUAUACAGGGUGUACAGGAAACAACCACAGAUCCUAGAACUGAGAGCAAAGGCUUGCCAGAGAUCAGGAGGCAAAAAUCUGUAAGAAAAAUGAUGGAGGAUGGAAUAAACUCACCUGGCAGAGUGCAGUUUUAGCAGAGCACUUUAUAGCUGCACUCCAAGGAAAUACAGAAUUAACAGGUCAAGAAGAACUGAUGGAGAUAUCUGAAGUUGACGAGGGAUUUUAUUCCAGGGCUGCGUCUAGUAUCAGCCAGUCGGGUUUAUCAAACAGUAGUCAAAAUUGUAGUAACAAGGCAAGUGUAGGAAAGACUCAGAGACGGUCAGGAGGAAACAAAACUGGAGGAAAAGAAAAAGAAACUGCAGGGGAGUCUUGCAAAGAUCACUUUGCUCGAAAACAAACUCAGAGAGCCCAAAGUGAGAAUCUCGAGCUUCUCUCCUUGAAGAGACUUACAUUAACAACCAGCCAAUCUCUGCCUAAACCUAGUAGUCAUGGUUUGGCUAAGACCGCUGCGACCGUAUUCAGUAAAUCCUUUGAACAAGUUAGUGGUGUCACAGUCCCAUAUAACCCAUCAUCUGCUGUUGGCUGUGGGACUGGGUCAGAUAGCAAUAGGUUUUCUGCUUGCAGUCUGCAAGAAGAAACGCUUAUUUACGUUUCUGAAAGGACUGAACUUCCAAUGAAGCAUCAAACAGGUCAGCAGAGACCUCCUAGUAUUAGCAUUACUUUGUCCACAGAUUAAUUUGUAAGGGUUUUCUCACGUAACCAGUGAAUCAGAAAAUACGACUUUGCUUCUUCAUGAAAGUUCCCAGGGUCGUCUUUCAUCCCUGUUCCUGACAGGAGCCCUGAUGUCUUAAAUUCUGAAGGCUACCUUGACUUUAUGAAGGGAAUAAUGUCUAGGUUGCAGUAAGUUGAAAUAUGGUUUUGUUAUUUCUUGGUUGGUUGUUUUCCCCUUGGCUUGAGUCUUUUUUUUUUUUCUUACUUUCUUAUUUGUUUCUGUUGCCCUGAGAUUGUCAGUGUGACAAUACAUUUUGGCAGGCUGUCUGAUCAGAUUGGUUACAGCUAAUGAGAGGUUAUGGGUCUUUUUCUUUAAUAACUCCUAUUUUGGUAGCUGUAUGUUUGGCCUUCAGUGUAAGAGGGAAUCUCCUUGCAUGAGAACAGUUUUUUCAAGGAUGAGGCUGUGGUACAACUCCAGGAAUUCUACAGCUGGCUGUUCAGCAAGCCAGUCUGAAAAACAGGCAUGGGAAAAAACAAAACUGAUAUGUAAGAAAAGUGCCUGCUAAAAAUGUUUGUAACCAGACCAUCUUUAAGAUUAGUAGAACAGUUUAUAUAAAGCACUGGAAAAUGCCUGGUAACUCUGUAACCUAAAAUAUUAUAUGAUUCCAGGGGAUGGGAAGAGGGGUUUCCAUUGUUAUCUUUGGAACAUGUUUAUAUCAGAAAUCAGACUGCUAGUACAUGUGUUGUUUUGAAGUGUUUGAUCUGGAUUUAGCAGGUGAAAAUCCCUUUCGGUUCCUAAGAUGUAAUAGGCCAUAAAAGUGACUUACCCUGCUGCUGGACUUCGGAAAUCCUACUUAGUUUGGAUUCCCACAAUUCAGAGCACACAUCAUUGAAGACUUCCUGGAAAUCACUGAAUUUUGCAACCCAUCUCUCAAGAUACCAGUGUUUACCAUAUUGAAUUGUUUGUCUACAAAUGAAGGAAAUUAGGUAAAUUUUUCAUCUAUAAAAUAUCAUUGAAAGAAAAUAAAAAUAGUGAAAUAUGGACAAAGGACAUUUAUAUAUUGACUAAUUUAGGGUUAUAUAUGUUUGUGUUCUUAAAUUUAAAAUUUUAAGUAUGAAAAAUAUUAAGUGUGUUUCUUGUUUUGUGAACAGGCCUAUUUGAAAUGUUCUUGUUAUGAUAGAAAGAAUAAUCAAUGUAGUUGCUCCCAACCAAAAAAUAAAAAUAAAAAGGCAAUAUGGCAGAAGCUAAACAAACUUGUAUGUAGCUAUAGAGAAUCAGGUGACCUCCAGAUGGAUGUAAAAAUUUGAUGUUUGCUAGUGGUGGUCAUUUCAGCUAUGGUUGAGGUUCCUUAUAAAUCAAGUAUACUUAAGUAAUAAUCUAGGGUAAGAGAGAGAAAGCAGGGUUGAGGAUGAGAGAGUAAGUUGACUGGAGAGGAAGAUGUAGGGAGCUGUCCCCUUGUUAGUGGUUAGUACACAGUGGUUUCCUUAUUCACAGUCUUUAGCUGUGGUCACACAGAGAAAAUGCUAGUUUUCCUCUUGUACCUGCUUAUGCAGAGCUCAAAUAUGUGAAAAAUUUGUUAUGUCUUGAAGACUGCUAAAGCAUUUUCACUAUGAAUGGAGUUUUGACCAUAACUGCUUUGGCUAUCGUUUUAAAUCCAGUUCUUCAAAAAGCAAGAACUAGUUUUUAUUCAGUAACCCUGAAUAAAAUAUGGUUUUUAACAUAAGUGAAUUUGAUUUUUUUAGUGCCAGUGAUAGAAAUGGAAUAAGAUCUAUUGGCAUACAUUGUAGGAAAAAAAAAAAAAGCAAAGCAACCAGACAGUGAAAGUUGAUAAAGUAUUAAUUUAAUAGAAAUCCUGUGUACAAUUUAAAUCCUGUGUACAAUUACUGUGAAUUUCCUAUUGUCUUUUUGUAAUUCUUUAACAAAGAAUUUCCCCUAGGCAUAGCUACUAACAAUAUUAAUAAUAGUCUUAAGAACUAAUUUAAAAGAUUGGCAUUGGAGGCAAGUUAAGGUGCUUAGGAAACAUUGUAGAAUAAGUCUGAGGAAACAUUAGCUGGCACAAAUCAGAGAUCAGAUUUUAAUGUUCAGCUGUUGUAAUGGAACCUCAUUUUGUUACUAUUCUAGAUCAUUGCUAUUAUAAAUCAUUGUGGUCUGAGGACCAGUAAGGAACAUUGGCAUUACCUGCCAUCUUGUUAAAAACGCAGAAUUUCAGAGCCACCUUAGAUCUACUGAAUCAUAAUCUGCCGUUUAAUAAGAUCUCAGGUGAUUAUUAUGUACAUUAAAGUUUGAGAAGACAGUAUCAAAGUGCAAAUAAAUCACUUAUCUAAUAUUUAGAAUUCUCAGUGGUCUCACAACCCUAGAUCAAAUAUGUUGGAUACUGGAUCAUUAUAAUCUUCAUUGUUUUUAAAGCUAAUUAAUUUUUUAAGAGUGUCAACUGACUUAAGUCCCCUAAUUCUAAAUUUUUAAUGAAUCUCAUUUAUUUUUACAAUAAAAAUGUUAACAUUUUAUAUUCUUCUAUUAUUUGAAAGUGGAAUCAGAGCUGUAGAUGCCUACAAUUUUAAGUAUGAAAGGGGUACCACCCUUUUACACAAUGCACAACAAAUCUGCAUGUGUUUUUUCUUUUAAAAACCCUGAAGGCUUACUCAAAGGAGUGGUUCUGAAUUUUUGCUCCAAGUAAUUUGUCCCAGUUGAUUUUCUGGAAUGUGGAGUUACGUUAACAGUAAAAUUCUUUCGUAGUACCUUUGAUACUAUUUCAAAUAAAGAUUAUACACUUGAAAAUUUUUAUAGCAGUUAUUAAUACUGGGUAAUGCUAACUGUGGUAACAAUGGUAGUUAUCCCUACUCUUCUUGUCCCACUCACUUUCCCAAAUUUGAAAGUUGGAGUGGCUUUUGUAGGUCAUUUUCUUAUGAAGAUGCUGAUGUGACCAUUUGGUCACAGAACUUCUGUAUAUCCAGAGUAAUACCUUUUACCACAAGAAGGAUUCUGCACAAAACUGGGGCCUUGCACCCCAUAGCUCAGAGGAUCUGCGCAGACAUUGUAGUCCCAUUCCACAUUUUAAACCUCUAAAAGAUUCUUGAAAUUACCCAACUUCUCACUCUUCAGAUACCCGACUACCUGGGAUAUUCUAGUGAAGCUGAGUGCCAGCUUUUCCGUUUUAGAAUCCAAGUGGAGAGAGAAACAAAGACUUCAGGGGAGUGUCCCAGGGCAGGUGAGCACCCUGGAAUCCCUUAUUAUACCACCAUGGAACUUUUAAAGGCAGCUCUGUAGAUUUGAAGAGUAGAAAUUCUCAGUCCUUAAAUGAUUUCAGUGUGUUUUGAAAAAGCAAUAUUUCAUUGCUCUUUUCAAUUAUGAAGUAACUGCUUAGCAAACAUUAUUCAAUAAUAAUUAUAAAAAUUAUUAUUAACUUUUAAAGACAGAAAGUUAAAAUAAAGGGAAAUAAAAUUUUUAAACCAAAAUAGAUGAAAAAUGAUCCCAUUUUUAAGGGAUUUUGUCUAUUUUGGAAGAAUAAAAUUAAAGUGUUGAAACCUUUAAAUUGUAAAGAAAAAUACACCCUGAGACCUAAUUUUCAGCAGGUAUUUAAAGUAAGGCUAUUUAACGUUUGAGUCUAUAGGCACAGUAAGUCUACACUUUAUUAAAGGGAAGCACAUCAAGGAAAUAUAUAUGUUAAAUAAUGUAACUGAAAAAAUAUUUUUUAAAAAGCCAUUUAAAAAAAUAAUUUGAUGGGUACUUAAAUUAAUCAUUGUAGAUAGAAGUUAAUGUAUAAUAGUGUCUUCCCAAUCUUUGGAUAAAAAAUAAACUCUCUAGUCCUUUAAUUAGCAUGAAUUUAUACUUUUAGAUUAAUUGCUUAGUAAAAUUAUACCCAAUACUUUGAGUUAUUCACAUUUAUAUUUAAUAUUGUUAAAUUCUUCAUCAGAGAACAGAAAUAUGUUGUCUUCUGUAUUUUGUAACUUGUGCAUACCUAAAGAGAUUAGCAGUGAACGUUUUAGAAGAUGCUUUUGUGUUUUUUAAUAGAGUUCUAGAGUACUUAUGUCUUGAUAUGAAGUUUCUACUAGUAAACUCAAGGUCCUAUUUCACAUACUGUUAUUUUCUCUUAUGUGGAGUUUAUUGUGUACCUCUUAUCUUUAUUUCUAAUCACGUAGUGAUACUAAUCUUUUCAUAGUAAAUUGACUUGUUUCUAAUUGUGUUCCUAGAGUUUACAUUCCUAAAGAAUAAAUUACAACUUUGGAUAUUUUUAUGUGCUCUCUACCUUUUUAAGGCUAUGGAAAUAAACUGGAGUUUAGUUUUUUGAAGAUUUGUGUAUUUGUGUAAAUGUUCUCCAUAUGCAAUACUUUAUACAGCAGUGUUGCCUCUUGUUUUAAUGAAAUAAAAACUGAAAAAAUA